This is a messenger RNA of Penicillium waksmanii, 513 nucleotides long. RefSeq names its product DUF1993 domain-containing protein. The transcript has a single exon. Lineage: Eukaryota; Fungi; Ascomycota; Eurotiomycetes; Eurotiales; Aspergillaceae. The coding region runs from base 1 to 513 and encodes 170 amino acids. The record is from RefSeq and is a predicted model, not a curated record.
AUGGUCUACACGAUCUACGAAGGCUUCGUCCUCCAAACAAAGCGAUCCCUAACCACCCUCUCAGACAUCCUCCACAAGGCCCAAGAACAGCCUAAUGCCUCAGACCUCCCAUCCGCCCGCCUCUACGCCGACAUGAAAUCUCUAAGCUACCAAAUAUUCGCCUCGACCACACAAACACUCAUGGUCCUGGCGAAAUUGAACAGCACACCGUUCCCCAACGAGGACUCGAGCAAAGAUUAUCUAUACACAUACGAAGAAAUGCACACUCGCAUUGACGAGGCCCUCAAGGCUCUCGACGCCACCGACAAGGAUUACAUCGUCGAGCACUGCGAGGAUGUCACGCCUGCCCCUCUCGGCCCCGAUCUGCAGCCCUUUUCGGGUGUCGCUUACGCUGGUAUUUUCCAAGCGAAUAUCUUCUUCCAUGUCACUACUGCUUAUGGGAUCUUGCGCAAGGAAGGUGUGCCGCUUGGAAAGAAGGAUUAUAUUCUGCCGUUUGUUAUGAUUCAGGAAUAG